CUCAUGUUUCUUUGGUCGCCUUCUGUGAUCCUGCCCCCCAAACAUUUGCGAGACUGAACGAUCAAAGCGGGGGACAUGUCUGAAACUUGAUAUUUCGUGCCUUAUGUGACUGGCACGAAGGCUUCCCCAGUCUUGAAAACCCUUACUCCCUGGAGGGCCCGUGCCUGUGCCCGUGCCUGUUCAUGUUCAUUUCGCAACGGAAUGUGCCCUAGCCCUGUGAGGGGUCAAAAGGCAGAAAAGGCAACCGAUUCUCAUUACCCGAAGAACGGGCUGACACUGAGAUGUAACUUUAGGACUGACUCGGCACGGACAUAUUUGUUGUGUGCCUUCAAUUCCCUUUUCUCGGGGGGCCACCGCCAUUCUCCCUUUAUCCACGUCUUCGGCCUCCUCAAGUCUUGAUCUCACCUUCCUCUUGGUCAAUCUAGGGUGGUGGUGUACCCGCGUGCUCGGCUGGGCUUAUUCGUUCGAUCUUUUAGGAACGCCUUGUCUCUGCGACAGCCUUACGCGAAUGCCGUGGAUAUGCAUCUUUUAAGCGGAUUCAUCCACCCCGCCUGCAACAGUACGGAUUUGUCUGUAUCAACGGGUGCUGGCUUAAGGCCUGCGCCCGAUGUCCAGGCCAGUUUGGGCGUCUUCGCUUCCUCGUAUCUUGUACCGAAGGUUCCGCUCUCCCUGAGCUACGCGCACACAGAUUGGGUGUUUCACCAACGACGAGUUUUACUUCCACCCAACGAGUUCACAAUGCUCUACAGCACUAAAAUUGCAGUGUGCUGCUUGAGGCAUGUCAUGAAGACUUUGCCUGUCACACGGUUGGGCCGCACAGUCUGCGUGGCUCCAAAUGGGCUGGCCUCGACGCAAACAAACCGUCAACUGACCUGCUCGUCACGAAUUUGCCGUUGCAUACUCCGAACCAAUGGAGUGAUGUUUGGAUAUGGAUGUUCCUUGCCGUGCAUCAUCUGCAAGGCGACUGUACCCGAAACUGACCGGGACUUGGGUUCAUUGAACUCCGGGCUGAACAGAGACCUAUUGGACCGAGGCGCGAGGGAGUUUAUUCUCUAUCAGACGUUCGUGGUGCGAACGAGAAUUAGAGUGGCUUGCGACUGGCUGGAGAGUGAGAAUCGGCCUGAUCUUCAGCGCCUCUUAUCAAAAUUGUCGUUGUUGAACAAAGUUGGUAAGCUCCGUGAUUCUUGGGCUGGAAGUUACACCCAUGAUCUCAUCGAAGCUACUCCGCCUCGCCCCCAAAAUAAGGCCUUUUCAGAAUACCAGAAAGAGAUGUAAGAGGAAAAAAAAACUAACGUCCCAAGCCCAAGGCAACAAAAAAAAAUGGGGCAACGGCAACGUGUGAAACCGGUGUGAGGGUCAAAAUGGUAAGGCUGAGCGAGCAGAUACGAGGAAAAGUGUUCACCUUCCUUUUACAAGCCGUGCCCCCCCAAAUUACUUUAUCAGCUGCUCCGAGGAAAGGCAAAGAGAGAGGUACGUGCCGAGUCUUCCAGACCCGUCCUUGCUUCUUCCCGCUGUUGAAGUGAUUGCCGUCGAGGACGGGCCGGGAACAACCACCUUUGGGAGACAAGCAUCGCGUCAAUCCGUCCUCUCUUCACACUACCCCUGUUCUAUUUUCGGGACAGCUGAAUUCUCGAAUUGCCCCAUCUCUUCAAUCACCUGUCCUUGCUCAAAAGGCAGGGAACCAUGACAAGCGGCAACCCACAAGAAUCUGCAAGAAAGGGGUGAGCGAAAUACAGACUUCCAGCUCCCAGGAUCAUGGCAGGCAGAACUGUGUCCCAUCCUAGGCCUCCUAUCAUGGGACGACGAAAUCUCUCCUGACUCCAAAGGUGAAGGAGACCCCCUGAGGCUGGCGGAGAUGGAUUCUGACUCGGAUAAAGAAAACUUCUCUCGUCCGACAGCAUGACUCGAAGGGUUCUCGGUGACUCGAGAAAGGUCCGUCUGUCCCUCUUCAUUUUUCUUUUCCAACCUGCGCCACAAGGGGAAAAAAAAGAGAAAAGAAUAG
Molecule: messenger RNA, 2002 nt
Organism: Cladophialophora immunda
Lineage: Eukaryota; Fungi; Ascomycota; Eurotiomycetes; Chaetothyriales; Herpotrichiellaceae
Exons: 1
Coding region: 520-1275 (251 amino acids)
Source: RefSeq, a predicted model, not a curated record